Messenger RNA from Nematolebias whitei (Rio pearlfish), 1379 nucleotides. RefSeq lists its product as uncharacterized. Bases 101 to 1021 code for a protein of 306 amino acids. The record is from RefSeq and is a predicted model, not a curated record. Lineage: Eukaryota; Metazoa; Chordata; Actinopteri; Cyprinodontiformes; Rivulidae. The transcript has 7 exons.
GGGCGUUUACGUGAUUCACGUGAAGGCACCACACUAUAAACUGCGCUCGUGCUCGCACCAUCCGCAGCGCGAACAUCAAACGCAGCAGAGAGCAGCUAAAAUGAAGAACAACAUUCUGGGCCGAAUUUGUAUCAUUAUCUUGAGUGUCGUGUUUUUUUUAAUCGUUGUUGUCUUUAACGCGUUGGCAGGAACGGGCAUAGGUCCUUUCGUGUCCACUGCAGCCAAUGUGUCCGCCCGCUAUGAGACAGACAUCACUCCAGCUGGUUGGACCUUCUCCAUCUGGAGCGUUAUCUAUAUCUGGCUCAGUCUGAUGGUCAUUUACCUCACUUCGUAUGUGUUCAGAGGAUCCUGGGCUCAGUCUCUACUACCUUAUGGCUUCUACCUGUCCUUUCUGUGCAACAUGCUGCUGAACGUUGCAUGGCUGUUUCUGUGGGAUAGAGAGUUGAUGGUGGCAGCUAUGGUUGUGCUGAUGCUGAUAGCGUUUACCAACUACUGUGCUUUGUUCUUCUCCUGCUAUGCCACAGACUACUAUGGGCUGUGGUUGAAGACGUAUCAUAGCAAAGACCUGGCCUGUCUCCGAAUACUGGUCCAGAAUGGUUUGGCCGUCUACACCACAUGGACCAGCAUUGCCUCUCUGCUCAAUUUCUCUGUGGUUCUCCACCUGUGGGGUGUUGACAAGAGUACAGCAGCAACUGUCUCUCUGUGCAUCCUUUUUGCAGAAGUAGUGGGAUGGUUCAUUCUGGAGAACUGGGUGCUGGACCGAUGGGUGCGUAACAUUUUGACCGUGUACCUAGUGGUGAUCGUGGCUCUGGCUGGAAACGUCAACAAACAUUUUAACCCACCUGAUCCCACUCCAAAUUCUGUGUUUACGGUGGUACUCUUGGUAUUGGCGUGCAUCCUGUUGGUUUCCCGAAUCUGUGCGGUCAUCUGGAGGAACAAGAAACAGCCCCUCCUCUUACCCGAUUUAGAGAGACAAAUGGUGUCACCCCUUGAAGGCAGCAAAUUUAAAAUUUUUCGCUGAGGGUAACUUAUAGAUUUCAACCUGCUGCAGGAUUUUAAAUAUCAGACUACGCUUUCUUGUUAUUAUGUUUACUCACAACUUUGCUUUGUGGAGAGGUAAAUCUUCAUUUUAAAGUGUCUUUGCUUAAACAACAGGAAAAAAAAACAUAAAUGAUCUCUCUUUGGUUACAAUUUUAGCAAAGCUUUAUGUGAAGAAAUGCUUUCUUUAACUUAAAUUGCAACUAGUUGCCGACAGUUUAUAAAAACAUGCAAUUACUUUUUAAAGCCAAAAUUAACAUAUUAGAACUUUCCUUGUCUUAUCAUAUUUGUAUGUUUUUUGUACUAUAAAAAAUCAGUGUUAUGUAUUGUUAAAGUAUUAU